AUGGAUCCUUCUGCUGCCUAUGAUUUGCUGGUGGCUGGUGUCCAGGACUGGGACCUGACUGGUGACUGUGUUCCUUGUGAGCUGCUGCUCAUCGGAGAGACUGCCUUCACGGUGCUGGUGAACCCUCAGGGGCAGGUCCUGGUCGCUGCCUCGCAGUAUGGCAAGGGCCGGAUAGGGGUGGUAGCUCACGAGGGAUACCUGGGGAAGCCCAAGAUGGCACAGUUCCUUCAAAAUGCAGUCAGCUGGCUCAGUAUCUCCCCCCCCGCCCCCAAAGGUCUUAUGGAGAUUCUCCAUAGGUCUGGCAUUAGAAUGCAGCCCUGCUCUGCGAUCACGUCCUCACUUGGCGUUUAUUGUACAGACGCCUAUGAUGAUACACAGAUGAGGGACCUGAUCCACUUUGUAAAGAAAGGUGGGAGGUUGCUCACUGGGGGUCAGGCUUGGCAUUGGACCUGUGAGCACAGCCGAGAGAGAGUGCUGUUUGAUUUCCCUGGGAACCGUGUCACCCAUGUGGCUGACGUGUACUUCACAGCCAGAUAUGGUGAGAAGAGGAUCUUCAACGUCUCAGGAAUGGUGCCAGCGAUUCCUUUGAUCAGCAGACAUGAGCUAGAUCUCUGCAGACACUUAAAGCUUCUCUUCAGAGGGGUGUCUGAGUUGGACAUAGUGACGGGUGGCGUGCCCUCUCAUUUGCUCGUCCAUGGGGCUUUGGCCUUCCCCCUUGGCAUGGAUGGCUCCUACCAGUGUUUUCUUGCAUCGGCUCACUACGGCCAGGGCCGUGUGGUAGAAGCUAUGCCUGAGAGCCAAACUUAUGUGCUGCAGCUGAUGCCGUUCCUUCUCAAUGCCAUUAAGUGGCUAGGUGCUGGGAAGAAAGGGAGGAUUGGCAUCAACCCCAACCUAAAGAGCGUCCAUGACCUGCUAACUCAGCAGAAGGUCGUGUGCGAGAUCUCAGCUCUGACUGACAACCUGAGCAUUUACUGCUGCCAGUCCUACAGUGACACAGAGGCCAAGAAGAUCCAUGAGUUUGUGUCAGAGGGAGGAGGCCUGGUGAUUGGAGGUCAGGCUUGUUGGUGGGCUUCCUAAAAUAGUGACCAGACCACUAUUGCUGAAUAUCCUGGCAACAGAAUCCUCAACCGGUUUGGGAUCAGCAUCUUGGGGCAAUAUAUGGAGACAGAUAAAUACCUGGUAUUAUGACCAGCAGAGGAGCUGCAAUGUUACCACUUCUGCAGGGCACGCCCUCAAUUCCAGCAGCACCUAGCCAAGAAAGAGGAAAUCCAGCCCCAGCUGAAGGGCUGGCUCCAGAAACUGGGGCAGGACUGCAUGGAAUUGCUCCAAAUCCCUAUCAGCGAUAGCCCCACAUAUUCCUUGCUCCACUGUAUCCUGUACACAAUACUGCACAGCAGUGGGAUCCCACCUGUGUGCAAGGAAUGCCCAGUCCAGAACAGGACCAAGGAGGCAGUGCUCCUGUGUCUGGCCACAGAGCUGUCCCAAACUAUGCCAGACUGUGACUGUGAACUUCCCACCAUCCCUCAUAUCACUCUGGAAGUCAACGGCAUAAACCCAGGUGAAAGAAGCUGUCCAUUCACUACCACCCACAAGUGCAAUGGAGAACAGGACCUAAGACGUGCCCCUGUGGUGAUAUGCAAACACAGCAUUGAAGAUCGGGAGAUGUCUGUCUCCUCUCUCCGGGGUGGCCUGAUUUACAUCAUAGUGCCAAAGGGCAGCCAGUUGGGUAACAUGCCUAUCACUGUGAAAGGGGUUAUGCAGGCUCCUUUCUUCAGGCUUGGAGAGACCUCUAAGCACCAGUGGGAGACCAGCAUCUGUCACUAUCCUGCUCCAUGGGGGGAACUAGCUACCAAGAACCUCAUCUUGACAGUGCCUUCUGACAGCAUUUGCCAUAUAGAGAACCCAGAGCCUUUGUUGACCCUCUGGGAGCAGAUAAUGGCAGCUGUAGCUAAGCUGGCAGCAGCACUGCAAACGUUUCCUCGGCCAGAAAGGAUUGUAGCAGAUGUUCAGAUCUCAGCUGGCUGGAUGUAUACUGGGUUCCCCAUUGUGUGCCAUUUGGAUUCAGUGAAGGAGUUAGUGAACAUGGAAUACAUACAAGCCAAUGUUCUGUGGGGUCCCAUUCAUGAGCUGGGACACAACCAACAGUGGGGAAGCUGGGAAUUCCCCCCUCACACCACUGAGGCCACAUGCAACCUCUGGUCUGUCUAUGUGCAUGAGAAAGUGCUAGUUCCCAGACAGAGAGCUCAUGAAGAGCUUCACCUGGGGCGCCAGAGGGAGAGGGUCAGAUGUUAGCUUGAGAAAGGGGCCUGCCUAAAGGACUGGAGUAUCUGGAUUGCACUGGAGACCUACCUGUAGCUGCCAGAAGCCUUUGGCUGGGAAAGCUUCGUUCAGCUCUUCUCAGAUGACCAGAAAAUGUCUAACAUCCCAACAGACAACCCUUCCAAGAUGAACCUGUGGGCAGAGAAUUUCUCUCAGCAAGUGAAAAAGAAUUUGGCCCCUUUCUUUAGGACAUGGGGGUGGUCUAUUAAGGUGGAAGUCUCCAAGAAACUGGAAUCUCUGCCCAACUGGGAUGAGAACCCAGUGAAAAAGAUUGACUUAGUCAUGAGAAAUAUUAGCUGUAAUGUUGAAGCAAACCUAGGUCCUGACUGUGGCAUUUAG
Terrapene triunguis (Three-toed box turtle) is the source of this 2658-nucleotide messenger RNA. Its product is annotated as TRPM8 channel-associated factor 2. Lineage: Eukaryota; Metazoa; Chordata; Testudines; Emydidae. The record is from RefSeq and is a predicted model, not a curated record.